This is a messenger RNA of Anguilla rostrata (American eel), 7017 nucleotides long. Its product is annotated as carbohydrate sulfotransferase 12-like. The transcript has 2 exons. Gene Ontology annotation, molecular function: sulfotransferase activity. Gene Ontology annotation, biological process: proteoglycan biosynthetic process; carbohydrate biosynthetic process. The coding region runs from base 2970 to 4250 and encodes 426 amino acids. The record is from RefSeq and is a predicted model, not a curated record. NCBI's taxonomy places the organism in Eukaryota, Metazoa, Chordata, Actinopteri, Anguilliformes, Anguillidae. Gene Ontology annotation, cellular component: membrane.
UGUGCAGAAUGAAAAUGGAAUGAUCUAAAAUUCUCAAUCGGUUUUCAGUUGAAACCAUAAUAAGGUGUAUUAAAUGGGCCAGGUGGUUGUGUAUCUGGCAGCUUCUUCAGGGGUGUUGGUUCAGGUCACGUGUGGCAGAGGUCCCAGGUUUCCAUUGCAUUUAAAUCGAAAUGUUGCUGUCUAAAGUUAACUAUAAAAAUUGUGUGUCUAUCACUUUUUUCCAAGUGUGCACUUUAGUUAGCGCUCGACUACGAAUCACACAGCAUGAGUGUGUUAGCUAUUGGGUGAGGGAUGUUGAAGAGAUCUGUGCCAACCCAAACCUAGUAACCUGUAGGUGCCUGUUGAGUGGCUGGGGAGUUGUUUUCAGAAGCAAUUGUUAGGAAGCUCUCAUACAACCGUGGAAUGAUUCAUAUUGCUCCUGUCUUUUUAAUGCAAAUCAUCCAACAAGCUGUUAGCAGUGGCUCUACCAGUCUACGUGUAGACAUUAGUGGUGUUUGGAUGAAUAGAAUCAGGGUCAAAGGGGGUUCCCAGCAAUAUUCCAUAAUGGCAAAAUAAGCAAGGGACCUCACUGAGGUGCAGUAGUUACUUUCUAGAAGAUUCACAUUGAAUAAAAACAGGUAGGACAAUGUCGUAAUACCCUUGGGCGAGACACUUAAUCUAAUUCGCUUUAGUAUAUACACAGCUGUAAUUUAUGGAUUCUUGUUGCGCAAGUUUCUCUGGAUAAUAGCGUAUGCUAAAUGCCAGUAUGUAAUGCAAUGUUUGCAGCUGCUUGCUAAAGGGAAUUAAAAGGUAAUCUGGGAGCUUUCCGAGCCCUUGGCUGCCAGAUCACAGCAAGACUCAAAGGUGAAAAUCAGGGAUGGCCCAGUCUUCUCGACCCAGCCAUCAGAGACACGCUGGGCAGACCUUGCUUUCCUGCCUCGGAGUCUCGUGUUUUUACUCAAUGGCACAGAGUUAUGCUUAAGUAGCUUCAACCAAAAAAAAACAUGUAUACUGAACUCAUCUCUUGUGAAGCUGAAAAUAAAUUGGAAUAUCACUUCCAUAUUGUAAACUAUUUUUGAGUGGGGAGCGCAGGUUCUUAGGCCAUAAAGAAAUUGUUCAUGUUUCAUUUUAUCUGUUUCUUCUUUCAGUCUGGCACAGGCUGUAUGUUCAAUCUCAGGUCAUAUCGCCAUUAUAGAUCAAACCAUCAUAUGCAGUGGACAUAUAGCUUAAGUAUGAUUCAAAUAAUGCAUCAGUAAUGAAUGCAAUUAAUCAGGUUUGAUUUUAAUAUGGCUGUGGUUAGGGUUAUAAAAAUGGUUAGGGUUGAGGCAGAAUUUGGGUUUCAUUCAGGAUCUAGGGCUUGGGUCAACCUUCUGCAUUGUAAUGUGUUAUUGGUGAAAUACAGUUAUUUCCAAUUUUGCAUUGUAUCGACUAUUUUGAUUGUUUAUAAUCAGUGUUAAUAGAAAAAAACUCAUGUAAAUCUCUUAUUUUCAUGUUCAAGUGCUAGGACUAGAAUUUAUACAAGGGUUAUUUUUUUAACAUUUGAUUGUUUUUCAUUCAUUAAUCGAAAAAUCACCCAUAGUCUUAUGUAUUGUUUCUGGGAUUUGGGUUAGGGAUUUUGGGUUAUGUUCAGGAUUAAGGGUGAGUGUUAGUCUUAGUUUUUCAUAUUACCCAAAGAAAAAGGAAUCCAGAGUUCUGUGGAACAGUUUCUUUUUCAAGCUGAAUGAUUAGUUAAGCAUGUACCUGCUGAUUCUUUUUUUAACAGGAUAUGUGAGGUUUCGACGCGUUUCGUGCAUAACUAUUCACUUAACACUUGUUCUGACCUGUAUCCCUGUAUUAUUUUUUUCUCAGACCUGGAAAGUCAGCAUUUUUCACAUUGAAACUCAAGUGUGUGUGCAGUUCCUUGCACGUGUGUAUGCAUAUGCACAUCAAUCAUUUGUACAGAUUUCACUUCUGCUAAUCAACUUGUCAAUGCAUUUGUAAUUAUUAUAAAUAUUAUUCUAAUGAAAGACAGUAUUAGCUCAGUGUUUCUCAACCCUGGUCCUGGGGACCCAUUGUGUAUGUUAGUUUUUGUUCCAACCUAAAUAGCAAGCUUUGUUUUGUAAUGAGAAAUACUAUAAUAAUUUUGUUAUUAUAGUAUACUUUUCUUUUUUUAUUUAGGGUGUAGACCUACUAAUAUCCCAUUUUUUUGUACUUGACAGUAUAAAUGUUACAUGACUCCCUCAGUUAAAAAAAAAAAACCCAUCAUAUUUAGUUCAAUCCUGAGUCAAAGAGACCCUCUGUUCAGCAAGAGCGCCCAGAUGCGGACUCACAGACAGGUCUUCUUUCUCAUACUCCGGCUCAUUUCAAAUCUCGCGAUUUUACGUCCUCGCGAUGUGUUGCCUUGACUUGUGUGGCAAGCAGCUCUCGGACGUUAACUGUAUCGAGCUUCUCCUGAACGCGCUAGUACAGUUGAGCGUGGAGAGCGCAGAAGACGUGAGGCAGAGGUAAGCUGGCACUGUAAAAGCUAGUAUUGUUAAAUUAAUUUUCUGAGUCAUAAAACUUGGAAACUUUUUUUUUUAAAAGAUCAGACACUUGUAUGUAUUCCUUUACUGUACACGAUUACGGAGACAGGGUUGACAAAAAUAAUGAAAAAAGCAUACCGGUUUAUUUUGCUGGAGGGAUAUCUUUGAAAAACUGUUUCAGAAGUCAUGUCUGAACUAGUCUUGGAUACUCUUUUUCUGAGACAAAAAAGAGUAUCUAAAAAAGAGCAGUCGGAGUGCAUAGAUAUAUUGUAAUUCUCUGAGCGCAUAACGUUUGCAUUUGAAAUUCUAGUUUCAAGGACUUAUAUUUAAUCAGAUGAUGAAAACAGACGUUGGGGGGAUAGUCAGAGGUCUGAUAUGGACUGUAAGGUUCACUGGCUCACUCAGAGAACGGAGUGAAAGGGCUACGCUGUGUUCAGUAAAAGGGCUGACACAGUGGGACAGACAAGAGGAUAUUAGCAUGGAGUUAAGAUGAUAAUGACAUGUUCUCAGCUCGGAUCAGAUAAAAUGGGCAAGUCAAGAUUUUUUCGAAAUGGUCUAAUCCUGGGUUCUGUGUUUAUGAUUCUACUGAUUAUUAUUUAUUGGGAUGAUGUGGGAGCUGCUCAUUUUUACCUGCACACCACCAUAUCUGGACCUCAGGCUUCCCGACCCCCCCCCAUAAGUCGCUCCACGCCUAAGCACGAGGCUGUCGAGAACUCCAUCCCGUUAGACAUUGAUGCAUUUCUUAACCAGUUCUUAGAAGGCACUUCAGAGCCCCAUCAAAAAACAAGGGAUGACAACACCCCAGCAGCCUUUGGAAAUGCAUCCACGGCUGCCGGCAAACCAGAAGACAAGGACACCUCCGAGGAGAAGAGAAAGAGACAGGACGACAGGAAGCAGUUGAUGCAUGACUUGUGCAGCAUCAACAGCACCCUAGACUUUCCGGGGAAGAGCAGAACUUUUGACGACAUUCCCAGCAGAGAGCUGGACCACCUAAUUGUUGACGACCGCCACGGGAUCAUUUACUGCUACGUGCCCAAGGUGGCGUGCAGCCACUGGAAGCGUGUCAUGAUAGUGCUGAGCGAGACCCUCCUAGUCAAUGGUGUACCCUACAGGGACCCUAUGGAUGUUCCAUCCGAGCAAGUUCAUGACAUUAAAGUCCAUCUCACCCUCAACAAGUUCUGGAAGCGCUAUGGCAAGUUCUCCCGACACCUUAUGAAUGUCAAGCUGAAGAAUUAUACCAAGUUCCUGUUUGUCAGGGACCCGUUUGUGCGUCUGAUUUCAGCCUUCAGGAACAAGCUUGAGAAGGCGAAUGAGGACUUCUACCGAAGGUUUUCCACCGUCAUGCUAAAGAGGUAUGGCAAUUACUCCAACCCCCCGGCUUCGGUUGUUGAUGCAUUCAGGUCCGGUAUUCGACCGUCUUUUUCUCAUUUCAUUCAGUAUCUAUUGGACCCUAAGACACAAAAAGAGAAGCCCUUCAACGAGCACUGGAAACAAGUAUAUCGCUUGUGUCAUCCCUGCCAAAUCAACUAUGACUUCAUAGGAAAGUUGGAGACUGUGGACGAGGAUGCCGAACACUUGCUCCGAACCCUUCAGGUGGAUAACAUCAUCCAUUUCCCCCCCGGCUACCGCAACAGAACAACUAGCAGUUGGCAGCGAGACUGGUUUUCCAACAUCCCCUAUGAAUCAACCAGGAAGCUAUACAAGCUCUAUGAACCAGACUUCAAACUGUUUGGAUACUCCAAGCCAGAAAAACUGUUAAAUGACUUAUAGACAAACCUCCUGGGGAGAGUUUAGAGACAGCUUUGAGAUUACAUUUAUUUUCCUCACCAAAAAAUACAUACAUAUUCCAGUGAAAGAAGCCUGGAUGGUCCAUCAGAGCAGUCCACAUUGCAUUUCUGAAGCCUGAACCUUCCAUUAAUCUCUAGUGUGCAUGGCAUUUUGAGCAACCACUAUCAAAGUGGGAUCUGCUUCUCAAUUCUAAUCAGUGAAUUGAAUAGGAACAAGUACAUGCGCUUUAGAAAGGUUUCCGACAACAGGACCUGGAUCUGCAACAAUCCUUUUGGAAAGUCUGAAUAAUAUUUGUAGGGAUGAAGGAGGCACUAAGCAGUAUGUUAUUGGUAAUAAAUAAAACCGCUUUGAAAUGGGUACACAUUUUCAGGAAUGAUCAUUAGAAAGAUAGGGCCUAUGACUUAAAAUGAUCUAUGCAAUGGGAACUUAUUGUUGACAAAAUUAAGUUUACAACUGAAGCAGUGGUAACACUGAAAAUAUGCCUAGCAAGCUAGUGAAUUUUUGUUGCACAAACAAGGGUUUUGGUUACUAUAGUAUUGGUUAACCUUGAGAUCUCAAAAGUUUCAAAUAUCCCAAAUGAGCACUUUCUGUUCAGAACUUUUUCCAUGAGGAGCCUAAACUCAUCAUUUAUUCUGUGCCCAGCCAUUUUGAUCAUUUAUGAAUUAAGUGGUCCACGUUUCAACUUGUGAGAUUAGCCCGAGGCUAAACAUCAGUGUAGCAUUGGUGUUUACUUCCGGCUGUAGAAUGCAAAUUUCUGAGCAGUGUUGGAGGUCCCAAAUGUAUCCUCUUUUGAAGAGUCAGUGAAUUGUUGAAUGUUUAAGACUGCACACAAUUCAGCUUCCAUGAGAAAUAUCUGCAAGCCAUAGUCCCUGGUCACAGAACAUAUGUUGUGUUCUAACCAGGCAUAUCUAUUGUGUGCCAUCAUGAAAUAUGGAUAGAAAGCAAUAUAUGUCCAUUGUAAUGUGUAGACAUAAAUACAUGCUUACCCAUAUGGAGAUUAUUAGAUUGAGGUUUUGUUUUUUUUAGUGUGUAUUUUCCAUACAGAAAUAUAUAUUUUUUUUAGUUUAUGCACAUACAAACAUUUUAUGGUAGUAGUGUUAUUGGAAUGAACACACUCCUGCCAGUAUUGUCUGGGUUCUUCUUCCAUGCAUGCCUGUAUGUAACAUUAUUUUUGACUAUUUUUAUGAAUGUUGUUGGGUUCACAGGGAAAGGUGGCAUACUGUGCAGGAUUUUUACCUUGAAAAUAUGACAAAAAUAACCAUGCUAAGGCAUAUCUAUGAUGCCCCGGCAAUCUCUUGUCAUUCUAUGCACUUUUGCUGAAUUAGGGCACUGGCACCUGUAUUUGUUAUUCUAAAAUGUGUUUGGGACAUUUCUGGGUGGCACUCUUUUCUGUGUGGGGAGGGGUGGGUGUGGCUACAGAGCCUGAAGUUUGGAAUUAGAUGUUAGCGGACUGUUGCUAGCUGGCUAACCGCUGCAAUGGCCCAAAUACAGUGAAGCACGAGCCGAAAGGGCUCAUUCAAGAACUGGAGUUAGCUUUCAGUUGCUUUUCCCUCAGUGGCAUCAGCUUAAAUUCGGCAAGGGGAUGAUGCGUUACCUCUAGCUAGCCAGCUCUGGUUUUCAAAUUAUUUGUACACUCGUGGUCCCGACCGGACCAUGUAAUGUCAGGUCUGAUAGGAGAAAGUUACCUGUAGUUUAUAAUGAAUUCACAUGUGAGUGGCUUGGUCGGGUACUUGGGGGUGAGUGGGCGGGGAGACUUCUUUGAAUGUAAACACAUGGCCACAGCAAGGCUAAAAUAUCCUACAAAUUAUUCCCUUUAAACAGCUAGAAUAUUUAGCAUUUUUACUUCAGAAAAUGGGGCCUGCGAUGUAAAUACAGUAUCUAUGUUGGCUGGAGAUUACAAAGAGAUACUCCAUUGCACAGCCAUACCUCAGGGUUGGAAAAUGUGUGUGUGUGGGGGGAGAUCAAAGUUUUUCAAGUCAAGUAUUUUUCUAAUUGAAUUUUAUUUAAGGAAAUAUUUUUAAGUAAGGGAAUUAUUUUCAUAAGCUGAGGUGUAAAACAUAGUAUAUUUUUGCUACCACUUAAAAAGUGUUUUAUUAAAUAAUUUUUCCAGCUAUUGUGCUGCAAUUGAUGAGAGCAGUUUUUUGUUGGGGGAAGUCAAUGAUUUUGUGGUAUUUUAUAAGGCUUUGAUCUAUAUGCGCUUAAAUGAAAAGACUGUAUUCUAUGUUCUGCCUCUGCAGUAGCUUGCCUUUAAUGUUCAGUGGGUAUCCUAAACAAACUUCUGGUUUUGGUGACUUUUUGUUAAUCUGUAUGGAUGAGGUGUCCUUGAAAGGACUGGUCUAUAAACUUCAGUUUGCACAGAGGUGUCCUCACUAUCUGUUAAACUACAUAAAAAAUAUAAAUGGUCUCCAUCAAUGACUAGAUGGGGGUUAUUUUAGACAUGUAUUUAAAUGUUCAACAUGGCUUUUACUUGCAUGGACCAAGUUUUUUUGGGAGUUCACUGUAUUAACUGUAAAAAUUGGUGUAUGUUUGUUCUGCAUUUUAUAUUGCCCUAACGAAGGCUAGAUUGGCCAAAUUGACCGAUUACAUUACCAACAGGGAUUACUUCUAGGUCCAGUUGAUUUCAGCAUUUUGUUUAAUUCUUAACCUACUUUCCAAGAGUUAAAGAACACAAUUUUCAGUUCUUGCUGUAUGGUUUUUUUCAGGUUGUCAUUUUUCUGUGGGUUUAUUAAAGCAUACAGUGACAUUCAAA